Falco peregrinus (peregrine falcon) is the source of this 8221-nucleotide messenger RNA. RefSeq names its product N-acetyltransferase domain containing 1 (gene NATD1). The transcript has 3 exons. NCBI's taxonomy places the organism in Eukaryota, Metazoa, Chordata, Aves, Falconiformes, Falconidae. Bases 4464 to 4871 code for a protein of 135 amino acids. The record is from RefSeq and is a predicted model, not a curated record.
CUCGGCAGUGGUGGAGCAAGGAAGGAGGAGACGUGUGUGCUGGGUGCGGAGAAAACAAUUUCACCAACUGCUUAUUUCAAACAGAGAGAGAUCAAACGAGGUCCCGGGUGACGGGUCCCCGCUGCCGUCUCGAGAGCUGUAACGCUGUUGUCGCUGUCGGUAGAGUUCAGGUGCACCCGAAAGAGAGGGGAGAGCUGUGGACCAGUGGUAAUUAGGGAAAUGUAAUCUUUUUAUCAUGGUUUGCUGAAUAAAACCUCUGCCAGCCACCCCAUGGGUAGAGCAGCGUUUGGCAGCUGGGUGGUGAUGAGUCGGGUCUGGAGAGGAUGAACUUUGUGAGGGUGUCACUGGUGGGAUCCACAUUGGGAGUCACGUGUGAAUCAGCACAAAACUUGCCGCUUCAGGAGGGGACCAUGGUAGCUCGGGGAAGCCACAGCCUUCCCCAGGUUGCAGGUGGAUCCCUGUGAUCAGGGCUGUGGUUUUGUUUCUGGGAGUUCAGGUGGACUGAACCCUUUUUUUGUGAGUUCGGCGCUGCUCACCUAAGGGAGCAGAGCUGAGCGUUGUCCUGGCAUGAUGGUAUUCCUGCUGCUGGCCUGACUAACAUCCACGCGGAGCAGGUGAUCUGUCUCUCCUUCUUGUGAGGCAUUUGCAGAUAACAGCCAAGCCCUGGAAGGUGGUCAGAAGAUAACAAUCUCUGUGGGAGUGCGUGGCAGGGUGUUUAUUUCCUGCACUGCUCUCUUCAUCGCUCCCGCUCCUGGUAAGAUGCGCGUCAGCGGUACUGAAUGCUCUGGCAGGUUUUCCCUGCUGCGUGCAGGGGAAUGGCAAGAAACAGGUCAAGCACAGAUUUUGGCGUCAAUGUGACCCACGUGUCCCUCUGAGAGUGCUUCUGUCCCAUGUCAUGCACUGUGGCAGAGACGAACAGCAGGCUGCAGGGCAAACCUGCAGCUCAGCGAUGGACUCCAGGGUUGGCUUGUCCCAGGUGCCUUGGUCCUAAUUCCAGCUAGAUGUCAAGCAUGGGUGAUGCUUUGGGAAAACGCAGGAGCCUUGGGCUCAGGGGCCAAGGAGACAGGCUUUGCUAGUCUUCAGUAAUAGCUGGUCUCUGGGCUGAUGGUUGGUGGUUUACGGUAGUGUGAUGGUGGGUAGAAAACUUUCUGCAGUAAUAUUUUUAUGGAUGUCCCUGUAGCAAGAGGCCUGAGAAAGCUGUGAACUAGUUGUGAAAGUGUUCUUUUUCAGCAUCGUCCUGUGUUUGUCUCUGCACCCCCAUGUAACCUCAUCUCGGGACUUCCUCCUUGUAUGCCAGAAAGAUGAAUUGCCUUAGGUGUUUUCUGGGUUGCCCUGUCUCUCCCUUCUCUGCUCUUUGUUCCCCUCUCUCCCCUUGUUGCUGUACGUGCCUCUUAAAAUUCUGAUAGAAACAGGUGCUUCACUUAAUGCAUUCCCUUUUUCCUUGCAUCCCAAAUGCAGAAGCAUUGAGAAGCUGAAAGUAAAGCUGACUAUAACCAGACCUCACCGAGCUUCGCUGUCCCUCCAAGAGGAGGGUAGAAAGAAGCCCAACUGGAUUUGUCAUCGGUUAAGAUGUGACUAACAGCAUGAGCUAGCCAAAGAACUCCCCAUGCAGUGACUGUGGUGGAAAACAUCAAUUUGUUGAAGCUAAAAACUUCUGUGGGAAUCAUACAGGCUAUAUCAUGCAGGAAUAGUUGGGGUGGUUUUUUUGGAUCUGAGAUAAAAGUUCUGGUCAAAACAAGAAACCCAAAGAGACCCUCACCCCAAAGUAGUCAGCUGGUCAGCCCAGCUGCUGGCACAGCUGCUUGGGGCAGAGGAACAGCACUUCUAGCAGCAGCCUCUUUGAUUUCUUGAUGCCCAUCAGACACAUCAGGUUCUCCAGUUGGGAGACGGGCUCACUGCAUGUGCUGAGCAGUUCCAGUUCCUCAGGGAUGUGCGGACUUCUGGCACACCCACACUCCCAUUCAUCCAACACGUGGGUGCAGCAAGCCACGCUUCCCAAACCGCCUGCUCCUCCCCAGCUGGGUUUGGGCAGGAUCCAGUGGCUGGGAGCUCCUGCUUUGCCUGCUGCUGGUCUGAGUCUUGGGAGCUCCUUGUCAGGAGUCCAGGCUCAGGGUUGUUAGGAGAACUAGAGCUGGUCAUGCCUUGGUGUUUUCAGCUCUGCUGGGCAGAUGCUGUCCGGCGGGAGGAAGCUACCGAUUCUGCAGUGGGCACAAAAGGAUCUGGUCGCUGGACACUGCAUCAAGAUGUCCCCACUCUUCUCCCAUGCUGCCAUCAUCUCAAGAGAGCUCCUAAACGGAAAACUGCUUCAAAGCAGAGUGCCCCCCCACUGCUGCUCCUGCAAGUAUGGCCCCUCCAUCACGGCUGUGCCAUCUCCACUCAGCUCCUGUUGGGCUCUGUUGUGUUUUCUUUCCGUAGCAACGUGCCAGUGGCUCCCUGGGGGGCAAGGCCAGCCCGCUGUGUGCAGUCAGCUCCAGCCUGGGGUGCGCUGGUUCCUCAGGACAUCUCAUCCUCUCAGCUCGCCCCACACGCAGCUUUUGGUGGCCACCUUUUGGCUCAGCAGCCAGAAUAGCUGCGCUGCUGCCUGCCUCUGGGCUUUCCUGGGUCUGAGAGUGGGAAACAGGGCUGGUGUCUGAUCUUUCCCUGCUUGCUCUUGGAGAAUGGCUUUGCAGCAGAGCCCUAAGGGGGCUGGAGCUCAGGGGCUGUCUCCAAAAGCUGGCAACAGAGCACAGAAAUCGGCCUGCAGGCAGCAGCCCGCCCUUGCCAGGCCUCUGCCCUGCUCCGGUGUGGGGCACACAAUGGUGUGUCAUGGGCUGGGACCAGCACAGAGGGACAGGGCCUGGGGCUGGAGGGACACAUCCUGCUGUGCUGCAGCAUCCCCAUUGCCAGGCAGGUACUGUGCAUGCCCUGGGAGAGGGGAUCAGAGAAGGAUGGGCUGGAGUGGGGUGGCUGGGAAGACAUGUGCCAUGUCCCUUCCUCGGCUCAGGGCUGGGGCCAGGCUGGCUGUUUGAUCCCCCAAGGCUCGUGAGCCACCUGGCCUGGGGACUUGUGGGGGCGGCACAACUGAGCCUGCGGUGCAGGGGCCUCAUCUGCUGCUCAAAACCAUCCACCCUGCUUGGGUGGAAACUCUGUGCUACUGGUCCCAGUAGAGACCCUCCAUGGAGAGCAAGUUUAGAGCUGGUCCCUUGCCCACCUCCCAGGAAAGCUUCCCCUUCCCUGUGCCCCCUGUGCUUUGAGGGAGGGCGGGCUGGGGACCAGCUGUGCUGCCAUGGCUGCCAUUUUCAUCCUGCAGCCUUUUGCUCCUCUUUCUUGCUGUGCUGAUUUGCAUUGACUCAGACUUCCUCGCUGGUGGUGGCCUUGAAGCUGAGGCACUGUGCCGGGGAGCAUCUGCAAGUCAAACAUCAUGCUCGGGCUCGCUGGGCACUGCUGGGGCUGGCCGAAGCCCGAGCUGGUUUUGCCGAGCUCUAGCUCGGUCUGUGCAGGCUGGGAGGAUCCCUGCCCUGAUCCUGCCCUGAAGCGUAAGGGGAGAGGCAGACAGGAAGGAUGCCAGCUGGUGGCAUCUCUCUUAUGUCACGUUUUGGUGCGGCUUCUGCUUGUGUCCUUCUCUUGGCAGGGGACCUGCAACAAGCUGGGGCUGGGCUGCUCCUGUGAGGGGUCAAUCCUGCCUCCAGCUCCCCCAGCUUUGUGACAUUCCCUUUGCUGGGAGCAGGCCCCCGUGUCCAAGGUACCACGGAGCAGCAAGGCUGGCUUCUUCCAGCAUCGUGUUGCAGCAAGGUGCUUCUGCUGCCCCGUGUCCUCCCUCCGGCCCCAGGGAGGUCUUCUGGUGGGGAAAUGAGGGUUAUGUAUGGAGCUGCUUAUGGAGAGCCUAGGAACAGUCCUGGUUUGGGGGUACAGCCUGCUUCACCCAGCUUUUCCCAGAGGCUCUGGUCCCUGGUGAGGACAGCGUGGAGAGGAUGUGCAGAGCAGCUGGUUUUGAAGGAAACGGGCUUUCCCUUGGCUGCUUCUUCCCCUUGCUUUGUGAGCCUUUGGCCACCUUCAGCCUUCUUCAGGAGAGGAAGAGGAACCUCAGCCUUUAGGAGAGGCUGUUCCUGCAGGACCCGUGCUGAGGGCCGGUGUCACUUUGGAGGCAGGGCUGCCCCAAGUGCCCAGCCCAACAGCAGGCAGCAGAGAAUCUGGGUGGGAUGCUGUCCUUUCAGAUCCUGGCUUGUUUUUCCUUUGACCAUGGCUUUUUCCCACUUCCAGCCUUUGUGGUGUUGCAGUCCCACGUGUCCAGCUGUGCCCUGCCUAUGGGUUUGACUUGGCAUGUUCUUGCCCAGCAGGGUUGCAGGAGGUGUUUGUGGUGACCCUUAAGCGUAACCGCUCACCUCUGGCUGUGUCCCACAUCCAUCAGCUCCUGCUGCAAUCUGGGUGCUCAGUUCGUGGCUCUGCAUCACCUGCCAUCACCGUCCUGCAGCAGGGAGCUGGAGAUGAGGGACAAGGAGAGCUUGGUGCAGCCCAGCCUAGCCCUGGGGCUGUGCAGGAGUGGGGACGAAGCAGCCAUCUCCUCCCAAGCUGUGUCACCUGCAGGGCCUGCACCAAACCCUAUGGCACCAGUGUCCCUGAUGUCCUUGCUGGGUGGCUCCAGCUUCUAUCACCAAGGUUGCCAUGACAAGGCAGUGCUGCUCUACGAAUACGUGGGGAAGCGGAUCGUGGACUUGCAGCACACAGAAGUACCAGACGCCUAUCGAGGGAGAGGAAUAGCCAAGCACCUCGCAAAGGCAGCCCUGGACUUUGUGGUGGAGGAGGACCUGAAAGCUCACCUGACGUGCUGGUACAUUCAGAAAUACGUCAAGGAGAACCCGCUGCCGCAGUACCUGGAACACUUGCAGCCUUAAGGCAGGACUGCUCUGACACCAGCGCACCCGUCUCUGACUGUUCAACGCGGCCUUUGCUUCUCUGCGGUCUCAGGAAACCCCCCCCUCCCACACUCGCAAUUCCCAUUUUUUCAAGCACAUCCAUGUGGUGCACGAGUGUGGGCACGACCUCCUCCUCUCUGCCCACGUGUGAGCAUGGCUACAGCCCCUGGGCCAGGCUGGCUCUGGGCACAUGUGGUGCUCCCCAGUGCUCUUACCAAGCCAGAGGGGUGGAAGAGGUUGACUUUUUUCACCAAACUCCAUCACAAAACCAGGGGAUGACUUGAUCUGCACCUCAUCCUCUUCCCUCUGCUUGGUGACAGCUGUGAACUUACUGAGGGAUGUUGCUUAGGGGUGGUCACAAGGUACCAGCCCCCCCCUUUCCACCCGGCAGCUGGGGCACAUGCUGUGGAUUAAGCCUUGUGGGACAGAGGAAGGUGCUGGAGGAGCCCAGCCCUGUGGCAGGUUCAUCCCCUGCAGCAUCUGCUGGGCACCGAGCCUUGCACAAGCCCACAUGGAGUACAGAUAAGAACAUGUGGGCCAUGGUGGCACCUCAGAGGCUUUGCUGUACUGGCCGUGGAGACACGGGGAUCAUGACACUUUCAAGCCUAGAGACAGGAGCCAUGCGAGGAGUGGGCUUUGACUGCAGGGGUUGUGGCAGAGCAUAUGCAGCAUGAGUGUGCAGAGGAAGAAAGGUGGCUGAGUUGCAGACACUGCUUCCUGGGGAUGCCAGCUCCUGCCCAGCCUUCUGUACGUAGCCCCAGCAUGACAUGCCCACGGGGUCGUGGGCUGUCGUUGCUGUCUCUGCUCCCUGCUGUUGGUGUUGACCAUGCUGGUGUGGACACAGCCUGCUCAGAAGAGCACCAGCCUCCACAGCCAGCCCUGGCCUAAGCAAUGAGGGGACAUCCCAUGCUUUUGCAGGCACCAGGGUGGUUUCCUACAGCUGAAGAGGAAGACUCCCCCAUCUCCCUCAACUCCAGCCCUGCACCUCUGUCUGCACCCCAGAUUGUAAAGUCUGAGCUGUCAUCGCAUCCUGAAAGCAAUGGGGGCAAAGCCUCCAGGACCUGCUCCUGGGCCAUCCCCAGGGCUUGAUGCUAGAGCCACUUGCCUCCGUGGGGAUGUUGAUUCCUUCUUACAGCCUUUGGAAAGAAGUCCUGGCUUAGGGCAUUACCCCUCUGCUCACUGGCCUCCUCACAGCUCCAAGCCCAGGGCACUGGCAGCAUUGCGGGGUCCUCAACCAGCAGCAGGAAGACCCUCGCGUCGUGCUGUUACCUCUGAGGAUGAUGAUUCUGUAGCACAGCUCAGCGCUGUCACAGUCGGAUGUAGAGGUAACACUGUAGGGCACUGCCUGCUUCUGGCUUGUCCUGCCUUGCCCAGGCUUCCCAGGGCCUGAGCUAGACCCCAGAGCAUCUCCUCGAAGCUCUUAGGAUUUUGCGGUGUCCAAGGGCUGUGCUGUGGGUGGGGGGACAGUGCUGCUGGUAAGCCAGCCCUGAGCAGCCACUGGGGGCUGCAGCCAGGCAGAACAAGAUAAAAAAACCUUUCACCUGGAGGCCAAAUCCAGACCUAGCCUAUAUCUCAGCAGGAACUUAAGUUUACAACCUGUGCCACAGACCGACUGAAGCCCCAGCCAAGAGGCAGCUCAGCCCUCUCCCCAAGCCCAGCACAAAGUCUGUGGUGGCAAAGGCAAGAGCUCCUACAACCUUCUCUCCUGGUUGGGUUGGUCAGAGAUGGAGACCCUGUGCCUGGUCUUGGUCAGGGAGGCCCUGAGCUGUUCCUCUGGCCACUGGCUGGAGGUGAAGCCUGUGCUUUUGGGCUGCCUGCUACCACUGUAACACAGCCCUCUGCCUGCAGGCUUGAGUAAAAGCUCCCAAACUCCAUCCCUGCCCUGCUACACCACAGGGUGAGACCCCUGCUUGUGUCUGCCACCUGCCUGGGGAGGGACCUGUGCCUGGUGGCAGACCCAUCUCUAGUCUGUGCUGCUUAGGAAAGGCAUCGAGCCCUGCCGCUACAUCACAUUUCUGCUGCCCUCUUGCUGCUUAUUUCAGCCAGGCUGUGACCUUCAGUGUGGUUUAGAGGGACUAGGAAGGGGUUGCACGUAACAAACUAAAGAAAAGGGGCUCAAGAAGAAAUCUGGGCUGCUACAUGUUCAGUCUUUAAAAUGCAAAACACUUCAACAUCUAGUUACAGGAGCAAGGCUGGCCCUGUUACAGCCAAGUGAUGACAGAACUGUCCCUGCUCUUGAUCCCAAGGUGAAGCUGAACCAUUUCCUCUCUUGUAAGCCAAGAUAUAACGCUGUCAUAUCUUUGUCACAGUGGGGCUGGGUGCUUGGAAGAGACGUGUAUCUGGUUGCCUCGUGGGAGCAAUAGCAUGAACCCAGUACUGCAAAGCCUCUGCUGGUUUUGUGCUUUUUCCACUGCGUGACAGUUCCCAGAAGUACCCCACUGUGUCCACUGCAUGAGAGCGGCUCACUGGAGGGUGUGCUGCAGUUGCUGCACCAGCAGUGUUGGAGUGACCCAGUGUCCAAGCCUGGCUCUGGAGCCUUUUGUGCUGCCCUGGCAGGAACCUUGGUGCUGGAUCACAAAUGGCAAUCACUGCCUUAAAUCAGGCACAGCACACUGUUUUGCUGCUGCUUCCCUUCGAGGUGCUACAAUCCUUCUGAUGGAGAUGUGUGCCAGUGUCUGUGCCAACCGUUUCACUGCUGUACCCAUCCUCUGCCCCGGCCUCCCCUUCCCCUGGUCUUUGAAGUCAGCGAAUAGCAAUACCCACAGGUCACCAGCGAUGCCACGGUCUGUGGUGCUUCUGUGAUUUGGCACUGCCAGGCUGGAGAUGGCUUGGGGUCCCUUGGUGUUGGGCAGCCCUCCCUCUGCCUCUCCAGCAGCCGCCCUUUCCAGCUGGUCUUUUCAGGAAGGAGCUUUGAGUCCUGUGCUUCCCCUUGGUGCUGACUAAGCCUGGAGGACUUGAGGGUCCUGGACUCUCCCUGGCAACAGGAGUAUGGAAGUGGUUCCGUUGAAUACUGAGAUCCCCAAACCCAUUUGAACUACAGACUUUGGUGGGUGGGGAAAUGCAGAUUGCUGUCAAACCUGCUUCCACAGCACCCAACUUGAAACAUCCCAUCCCUUGUCCACUUUCCAGCAUUGUCUUCCUCUGUCCAAGGUUUCCAUUCUGUUGAAUUUGGUGGUUACGAUGUGCCUUUCCUUCUCAGGACCUGUUACAAAUGACCUUUCUGCUUUUGUUUAUGUCUAACAUUUAUCUUUAUUCCCUCCCUCUGUCGUACUAUAAAACAUGAACAUAAUGCAUGGAAUACAAUACAAUAAAAAGUGUGGCUUAACUGA